This is a messenger RNA of Acipenser ruthenus (sterlet), 7248 nucleotides long. Its product is annotated as matrix metalloproteinase-15-like. The record is from RefSeq and is a predicted model, not a curated record. Gene Ontology annotation, cellular component: extracellular matrix. The transcript is spliced from 10 exons. Gene Ontology annotation, molecular function: zinc ion binding; metalloendopeptidase activity. Bases 1453 to 3402 code for a protein of 649 amino acids. Gene Ontology annotation, biological process: proteolysis; collagen catabolic process; extracellular matrix organization. Lineage: Eukaryota; Metazoa; Chordata; Actinopteri; Acipenseriformes; Acipenseridae.
AUAUAUAUUAAGCGUAUCUAAGUUCUCUCCAGUCUAGGUCUGCCUGCCUCCUGCUGCUUCCUUCCUUCGCUCUCUCACACGAACAGAGAUCUAGAUAUGGAGCGCUAGGCAUUGACAGGGGAGUUUAUUUUGACAUUAACGUACAAAACACAAGGACACCGGAGCCGAGUCAGCGCGUCACGCAGAUAAGAGCACAUUUGUCUACACACAACCCGGGGGGUGGAGCGCUGAGAGCGGAGCGGGCGAGUGGAUAGAUUCCAGGAAAACGGCAAGAAAACCUGGAUCUUAAACCAGGCAGGAACGAGCACAUAAAACUUAAUUGGAGCACUCGUGAGGCUUAAUGAGGCGUCACUGAUCUGGCAGCCGGGAAAGCAGGGUUGUGUGUACAUUCGAUUUAUGUGUAAAGAAUGGUUUGGACUUUGCUUCUUUCCGAUGUACAGAAUAAAUAAUCCAGGUUUGCAAAUACUAGCACAGCAACCGUGGACUCGAUGGGUGCCAUAUGAUUUAGAAAAUAGUUUUUCGAGUUGAAUUGCACGAAAAUAAUAAUUGUAAUAAUAGCUAUUGAAUUACUAGUGUGCGAGAACUCUUGUUUCAGUUAUUAAAAAACAAAGGAAAUGGAUUGUGGGUGUGCGUUACUGUAAUGUAAUUAUAGUACAAAUACUGUACCUUUUUAUCGGGAAGGGGGUCGUCAGGAAAUGUUCUUUAAUUGAAACAUUAUUGUAUGUUGGCGCUUUGUCAAUUUUUCAGAUCGCCGGUGCUGGCAAGGACGCUGAAAAUAAGCAUAGUCAAAAUAAUAAUAAUAAUAAUAAUAAUAAUAAUAAUAAUAAUAAUAAUAAUAAUAAUAAUAAUAAUUCAAUUAAAAAGCCUGGCACAAUGGUUUAGAAUCUCGUGGAACUUGCUUGACAGGGGUGCAGCGCUUAAUUGGUCUGUACUGAAGCUCUCUCGAGGGACCCCUUUUUCCUUUGUGCACUGGUACAUAGAGUCGCUCAGAGAGAAGACAGAGGCUGGUCAGAUUCUGCAGUUCUCCACAAAAGCCAGAGCGCCCACAAAGGAAAGACAGCAUGUUUACAUUAUUUUGACACAGAAAAACUCCGAAUGAAAAGGCAACCGCCGCUGCUGUGUUGGUACUGCAGCCAGCUUUAUUAAAUGACUUACUGGGCGCAGUUACAACAGAGUUUGCAAUUGUUUCACCGCUACAGUAAUAAUAAUAAUAAUAAUAAUAAUAAUAAUAGUUUUAAUACAUCCUUUUGUUUUAAAUCAUUUUCCUGGGGGCAUACGACAAAUCAAUGCUUUCGUAAAUAAAAUAAAAAGUUACACCUAUUACCGCUUACAAACCGUACCUCCUUUCGUUAGUAAAACAAGGGGAGGGUCGACAUUCUAAGCUGACAGAAACAACCGCCUAUUCCCUGCCGCGUGGAAGUGCACUGACGGGACGGGCUCUGCCGUGGAAGGAUGGGGGUCUCGCAGAGGAGCCGGACAGUGAUGACGGGCUGGGAUCUGAAGCUUCUUAUCCUCCUGGUUCUAGUCUGCAGUACUAGAACUGCAUCGACUGAAGAGGACAGAUUCAGCGCAGAGUCAUGGCUGCGGAUGUAUGGCUACCUCCCCCAGGCCAGCAAGCAGAUGUCCACCAUGCGGUCAGCGCAGAUCUUGUCCAAUGCCAUCGCAGACAUGCAGCGAUUUUAUGGGCUGUUGGUGACUGGAGAGAUGGACGACGAAACACAAACUUCAAUGAAGAGGCCCCGGUGUGGCGUCCCUGACAAGUUCGGAGGUCAAAUCAAAGCAAACGUUCGCAGGAAGCGCUUUGCUCUGACGGGACACAAGUGGAAUAAGAUCCUGCUGUCCUUUAGUAUCCAGAACUACACUCCCAAGAUCGGCGAGUAUGAGUCGUACCAGGCGAUCCGCAAGGCGUUCAAGGUGUGGGAGAGCGUGACGCCGCUGCGCUUCGAGGAGAUCCCCUACCACGAGGUCAAGUACGGCCGCCGCAAGGAGCCCGACAUCAUGAUCUUCUUCGCCUCGGGUUUCCACGGCGACAGCUCCCCCUUCGAUGGCGAGGGGGGCUUCCUGGCCCACGCCUACUUCCCCGGGCCCGGGAUGGGAGGCGACACCCACUUCGAUUCAGACGAACCCUGGACCAUCGGCAACACUGACCUCAGCGGCAAUGACUUGUUCCUGGUGGCUGUCCACGAAUUGGGUCAUGCCCUCGGGCUGGAGCAUUCCAACAACCCUUCUGCCAUCAUGGCCCCUUUCUACCAGUGGAUGGACACAGAGAACUUUGAACUGCCAGAGGACGACCGCAGAGGAGUCCAGCAGAUCUACGGGCCACCGGACAGUGACCCCAAACCCACUAAAACCCUGCCCACUGUCACCCCUCGUCGGCCCUCUAAACCUGAACCCAAACCGCCACAGCCGCCCAGAACCCCACCCGGAGGCAAACCAGACAAACCCAGGAACCCCGAUCUGGACAGGCCACGCACCACUGACAAGCCAGACCACUACGGACCCAAUAUAUGUGACGGGAAUUUUGACGUGGUCACAGUCCUGCGAGGGGAAAUGUUCGUCUUCAAGGGGAGCUGGUUCUGGAGGGUACGACACAACCGGGUGCUGGACAAUUACCCCAUGCCUGUCGGUCACUUCUGGAGGGGGCUUCCUGGGGACAUCGACGCAGCUUACGAGAGGCAUGAUGGGAAAUUCGUCUUUUUCAAAGGCAGUAAUUUCUGGCUGUUUCGGGAGGCCAACCUGGAACCAGGGUACCCCCAGGAGCUGGUGGAGUACGGACAGGGCAUCCCCUAUGACAAGAUAGAAACAGCCAUUUGGUGGGAACCCACGGGGUUCACUUACUUCUUCAAUGGAGACAGGUACUGGCGGUUCAGCGAGGAAUUGCGCGCCGUCGACAAGGAUUACCCGAAGCCGAUCAGCGUGUGGGGGGGCAUCCCUUCCUCUCCCAAGGGAGCCUUCCUGAGUGACGACGGAGCCUAUACCUAUUUCUACAAAGGCACCAAGUACUGGAAGUUCGAUAACCAGAGGAUGAAGAACGAGCCAGGCUAUCCCAAAUCCAUCCUGCGGGAUUUCAUGGGCUGCCAUGAGGACCCGGACCGGGAUAAGGACGUGGGCCGUAAGUGGCCCGAUGUGGACCGCACACCGUUUAACCCUGAUGCUGGCACAGAUGGCAACGACGGCACAAAUGACGUUGAUUACAAAGAUGAGGACAAAACCGACAACGACGUGGACAUUGUGCUCAAAAUCGACGAAUACACGCGUACCAUGAACAUCGUCAUGGUGAUUGUGCCUUUAAUCUUGGUGCUGUGCAUUUUGGGAUUGAUUUACAUCAUCAUCCAGAUGCAGAGGAAAGGGGCGCCCCGUCUUCUGGUCCACUGCAAACGGUCUCUGCAGGAGUGGGUUUGACCUUUCACCUUUGACACUUUCCCCUACCCUCCCUGCCCCUCCUGACCCAACACGCCCUUCCCAUGGUGCUACCAAAUCUGUAGACUGAUAUAAAAAAGUUUGCACAUAGAGUUUUGAACAAGGAUAUUUUUUUUGGAAUUAUUUUUCCUUUUAUUUCUAUAUGAUCUGCAGUAUGCCUUCGCUUUGUGCAACACUGUCGUCUUGGAACCGAGAAUGGAGAGACUCGCCCUUUUAACAGAUUGGAUUUGAUUGCAUUUAAAUAAAGUUCAGAGCAAGCAUUAUGCGUUGAUAAAUUUGCGCACCAGACACAUGCAGUACGUGCUUUUCAGAUGAUGUUACACCCAAUGCCUUUUUACUUCGGAGCAGCUGGACACAAGAAAGAAUAUGCAUUGUCUGAACCAGAAAAAUCUGGAAUUGGAAGCAACUCCUUACUGUUAAAGACUGAUGUACCAGUCGGCAACUACAUUUCACCCGAGGGUUAGGGGGAUAAAUGGAGGGGGGGCAAUUGACUACAGCAUUGGUUCUUCUUGUGUGGAGUCCUAAAAAUGUAAGUGAGAGAUAGCUUCCAAAAUUAGAAACCAGCCCUCACCCAAGCCAAAUAUAAGUUAGAUUUUGAAGAAAACCACCACGGAUGCCAUCCCCGGACAAGGACUCAACUGUCUAGUGUCUGUUCUGAUUCCUUUUCAGUUAUUUCUCAACUGCUUUUUUAUGUGGUGUUGAUGAUAUCAUUUUUUCCUAUCAAAUGUUUUAAAGGCAAGCUGAUUCCGAGGUUGUGAGGUGCCAUAGAAAAAAAAAAAAAAACCUUAUCUGAUGAGUGUGUGGAAUGGCUGACAGUAUUGACCAGGCCUGAUGCCUGGGCCCCACUGACGCAACCGUAGAUAAUGAUUUCUACAGACUGCAGAAGACUGCUUCUACAGACUGCCAGGCAGGGCUAUUACUUAAUUAAUCUGUAUGCGCUGAAGGGCAAAGGGAGCAAAGAACAAAAAAGGGAAAAGGCUUUAACCUUGUGGGGUCCUGGUAUUGAGCCAGAGGUAUUGCAUUUUCUAACUCUUUCAUCUUUCUCAGUUUUCUCAUCUUUGAACUCGCUGACUAUAGAAUUCCGGUAUAUACUUCUGAGAGGUGUGGUCGUCUACACCGCUGAUAGUUGUCUGUAUUGUAAGAUCCUUGUCCUGAGCUCUGAAUUGAAUUCGCUGGCUCGGGUAUUCCGGUUGGCUGUUCUGCAGGCUGCAGGACACACUGGUACUGUACAGUGCUCUCUUUGUUUUAUCCAGCGGAAGCAGGAUUCCAGUGCAUUAUCGUCUUAAUUAAGUUUACUGGCUCGUCAGAUCUUUGCAUGGUUUCUCAGUCAUGGAUCAAAGCUCACAGCUUCACAGUGCCGUGAUCUUGGAGAGCUGUUUUUUUGAGGUCCAAUUCGGCUGCACUCUAGAGAAUGGAGUGUUUUAGUUCUGCUGAAUGCAGGCAGAUAAAAAAGAAGCCCUGUAUCUUCUACGUAGGCUGAUAAAUCAGUAGACCGGAUACUGAGUAAAAGAUUGGUUGUGGUUUACAGAGACCGAACAAUAAAUUAUUUAGAAGUGCAGCUUUUUAGAAGUCCAUUUGAUGUAUCCAAUAAUAUAAUUGCUUUUCAGCCAAACUGUAAAGGUUUAAGUGGGGAAAGUGAUAAACGCUUUUAUAAAUAUUGACCAAGAAGAAGGAUAGCAGGCCGGUACUUAUGAUGGAUUUGUUCGAUCCAGUUGCUUGGCAACGGGCUCCCAUCUCCUCUCCUUACUAGUCCCAGAGAGGGCUGAAAUCGGGCUCAUUAGAGUUAAAAGCCCUACCGCUGUCUGACAGCUAGAUGAAUGAUCUCAGCGUCUAUAGGAGAGGCAGAAGAAUAUUGUGUCAAGAAUGGUCUUGGGAGGCUCCAGUUUGUCUGUCUCUGUGUGACUGAGUACAGUAUAUGUGAAAAUGUGUGUAUCUGCUUGUAUUUAUGUCUAUGCUAUUCAAUCUCUUUUAUCAAAUUCUUCAUACAUUCUACAGUCUGUUCUAAACAGACAGAUGAUAAGGAGAGUAAAUCAUUACACUCACAUUUCAAGUAUUUUAGUUGUAGCUGCUGUUGCUGUUGUUUUUAUUAUUAUCUGUGAACACAAUUAAACACGACAGCUGGGGACAAUAAUGCCACUAGCACUGCCAAUCAUAGGAUUUCACUUUCAUACAUUUUGUGCAUGUGAGUUUGUCAGUGCCUGAGCGUGUGUGUGUGUGUGUGUGUGUGUGUGUAUGCAUGCCUGUAUACAAAGGAAAUCAGACCUACAGUACACAGUAGGUGUAGCCUUUUUGAGUAUUCUAUGCCAGUAGCCCUGAUUCUGAGCUGGUUUCCCUCCCAGUUCCUCCCUGCUCCCGUGGAUACACAAAGCCUCUGCUCCUGAGGGACACCUACAGUAACUCUCAUACAAUACGUUUUGUCCAUUUUAUUGCUGUAGUGCAGGAAGAGAAGCAGGGAAUUUUCCCAAGGGCUGGGCAGCCCAGUCACUCGCAGGGAGAGGGGUCCCACCCAGAAAGCGCUCCUUCUUAGCCAGCCUUUGCUGGCUGACAAAGCUGAGGGGAGAGCUGUGUACACAGUGCUCCUGUAGCAUCCAAACUGAAGAGGGUACGUCGCCUAAAGAGAGAAAACUCAAAGUGCUGGAUAUUAAACAGAUCCAAAAAUGUUAGGCAGGAUUUAUUUUUAUUCCUUAACAAGUUUACACUGGAACAUCUAAUAAGCCUGGACAGGUGCUGAUAGUUGUGACGAUCAGCUUGUCUAUUCUCAUCUGCAGUGUAGUCCCUAGCUGUGCCAAGCCCCUCAGAUGCCCUUUGCUUGUGCCUAUCUUGUGUUUGCCCCUGAGCCUGGUUUUGGAUACUAGUUAUUGCAGGCAUUCUGGAAUUUCACACUUGCACAUCGUUGUCCGAUUGAGUCUAUCAGCUUGCAGCUGCCCCAGAAGCCUUUAUCAAACAGUUCCUCAUCUACCCCCAGGUUUGCUUCUUAUAUCAAGGACAUUAUAGUCGAGGUGACCUCUAGAAAUACACUGUAAAUCAUAUUUAGUGAUCAAUCAUCUAGUGAAAAGCAGAGGAUAUGUAUGUUGUUUUACCAAUUUUUGCCAGUUGAUUUUUCUCAGUGCGUGAGUACGACACUCAGCGCUUACAUUACAGCAAAUUAAGGAAUGUAUGGGGACCUGGCAGGGUUUUUUCUCUGGGAUUUAUAUAAGAAUUAAAUUGAAUAUUUUCUCCCAGCGUGGUGUCGGCGAGGGUUAAUGAAGCUAACCUGUAGAACAGCUGUCCUUGACAAAAGUGUCCUGUUGAUGAAACACUUUGCAGAGCCCCUCGGUGUAAAUCCCUGCUGUCUGUCCAGAACAACCGAACAGCAAAGAAACGUGCUCUCUGUAGAGCCGACAGAAGCCACGCUACCACUUCGAUUCCUGUGCUGUGUGUUUAAGUCCUCAUUCAGGGAGGUAAUUAACAAACGACUGGCCUGCUAAUAGAACUGUGGAACAUGCAUCACUACUCAGAGCCUAAACCUAAACGCUAUUGAAAAAAAAAAAACAUACGAUUUAUAAAUAACUUCCUUCAAACCAAGGAAUCUAUAGAUGGAUAGGCUUAAGAAUAUUGUUUUUGGUUUUAUUGUUCAGUGUCAAGUGUAAAUAUGUGUUUAAGAAGCGAACACUAUGGUAUUUGUUCCACUUUUUUUUUUUUUUUUGGUCAAUAACAUUCCGUUUCUGCCUUAGUUCCAGACACAGGUGAUUUUAUACAUGUGUUUUGUGUGUUCACUUCCUGUUGUGUGUUUAAUGGUCCAUGCUGGACAUGUGUAACUAUUACACAAUAAAUGCUAUAAAAACAAAA